Messenger RNA from Penicillium coprophilum, 3375 nucleotides. RefSeq names its product peroxidase/cytochrome P450 family protein. Bases 1 to 3375 code for a protein of 1124 amino acids. The transcript is spliced from 3 exons. Lineage: Eukaryota; Fungi; Ascomycota; Eurotiomycetes; Eurotiales; Aspergillaceae. Gene Ontology annotation, biological process: response to oxidative stress. The record is from RefSeq and is a predicted model, not a curated record. Gene Ontology annotation, molecular function: iron ion binding; monooxygenase activity; heme binding.
AUGUUAAGGAGAUUCUCUACUCAGUUCAAGCGGUCCAAGGACUCCAAGGACUCCAAGGACUCCAAGGACCCGAAAGACUCCAAUGGUGAAACCGAGCCCAAGAGCACAGAUAAGAGCAGCAAGCGCAUCUCUAAGGUGUCGCUAACUCGGAAAUCCACCUCUCACCAGGAGGAAAAUCACGUCGUGAAGCGUUCCGAGGUCGUUGCUGUAUUUGAGAAAUAUGCGCAAGCAAUUCACGCCUCGCAGGAUCCUCUACCCAACCAGACCGGCGAUAGCUCCUACUUGAAGCACGACAAAUCGGCCGGUCUCAUCAAUGACAUUAAGUCACUGGGAUUCCGUGAUGUCAACACUGUCAAAGAUCUCAUUGCGAGCAAAACCUCCGGUGAGCUUGUUGACGACAAGACCUACUUGAUGGAGCGCAUAAUCCAGAUGGUUUCGGAUUUGCCCGGCAACUCCAAGAACCGUGUUGAGCUCACCAGCGUAUUCUUGGAUGAGCUAUGGAACUCAAUUCCUCACCCGCCUCUCUCUUACAUGGGAGACGAGUACAAGUAUCGCUCGGCCGAUGGCUCAAACAACAACCCUACUCUCCCGUGGCUGGGAGCUGCUAAUACCGCCUACUGUCGCACCAUUCCUCCUCUGACCAUCCAGCCCAGCGGAUUGCCCGACGCCGGCUUGAUUUUUGAUACCCUCUUUGCUCGCCAGGAAUUCACUCCGCACCCCAACAAGGUCUCCAGUGUUUUCUUCGACUGGGCCUCUCUGAUUAUUCACGACAUUUUCCAGACCGAUUACCGCCAACAACACCUCAACAAAACCUCUGCUUACCUCGACCUCUCCAUUCUAUACGGUGAUGUUCAGGAGCAACAGGAUCUGAUCCGUUCCCACCAGGACGGAAGGCUGAAGCCUGAUUGCUUCUCCGAGGGUCGUCUGCAGGCCCUUCCUGCCGCCUGUGGUGUCCUGCUGGUUAUGCUGAACCGUUUCCACAACCACAUUGUUACCCAGCUGGCUGAGAUCAACGAAAAUGGACGCUUUAGCAAGCCUCGCCCUGGCCUGUCCGAAGAGGACACCAAGAAAGCCUGGGCCAAGCGUGAUGAGGAUCUGUUCCAAACUGGUCGUCUCAUCACUUGCGGUCUUUACAUUAACAUCACUCUCUAUGACUACCUGCGCACCAUUGUCAACCUGAAUCGCACAAACUCAACCUGGUGCUUGGAUCCCCGUGCCCAGGUGGAGAAGGCUGGUGCCACUCCUUCUGGUCUCGGCAACCAGUGCUCUGUCGAGUUCAAUUUGGCCUACCGGUGGCACUCGGCCAUCAGCCAGGGCGACGAGAAGUGGAUUGAGCAGGUUUACUAUGACCUCAUGGGCAAGCCUGCCGAGGAGGUCACCAUGCCUGAGCUACUGAUGGGUAUGAAGAAGGUUGAAGGCACGCUCGAGGCUGAUCCUUCUAAGCGUACCUUCGCCCGCCUGCAGCGUAACGCAGAUGGAUACUUCGAUGACGGAGAGCUUGUGAACAUUUUGACUUAUGCUACCGAGGAUGUUGCCAGCUCUUUCGGUCCCCGGAAUGUGCCUAAAGCUAUGCGCUCCAUCGAGAUCCUUGGUAUCGAGGCUUCGCGUAGAUGGAACGUCGGCUCUCUUAACGAGUUCCGGAAGCACUUCGGUCUAAAGCCUUACGAGACUUUCGAGGAAGUCAACUCCAACCCCGACAUCGCUAAUACUCUCCGUCACCUCUACGAGCACCCUGAUUAUAUUGAAUUGUAUCCUGGUAUUGUCACUGAGGAGGCCAAGGAGCCUAUGAUCCCUGGUGUUGGCAUUGCCCCGACCUACACCAUCUCUCGUGCUGUGCUGUCCGAUGCUGUUGCGCUUGUCCGUGGUGACCGUCACUACACCAUUGACUACAACCCUCGCAACUUGACCAACUGGGGUUACAACGAGUGCCGCUACGACCUCAACAUCAACCAGGGCUGUAUCUUCUACAAGCUGGCCACGCGCGCCUUCCCUAAUCACUACAAGCCUGACUCCAUUUACGCUCACUACCCUAUGACCAUCCCCAGCGAAAACCGCAAGAUCAUGAAGGAUCUGGGCCGUGAGCAGGAUUACUCCUGGGAUAAGCCCGCCUUCACUGAGCCUCGUGUCAACCUGGCGUCUCACCAGAAUGCCAAGCUACUGCUCGAAAAUCAGCGAGACUUCCGCCCCAGCUGGGCCCGCUCCAUGUCUGAGCUUUUCGGUAAGGGCGAGUUUGACACGAAGCAGCGCGAGGCUAUUGGCAAGGCUCUCAACACCGAGGAGUUCCCCAAGCUCGUCAAAACCUUCUACGAAGACAUCACUGAGCGCCUCAUUGCGGAGAAGGCUGGCCAUCUGGGCAAGAUCAACCAGAUCGAUAUCACUCGCGAUGUCGGCAACGUGGCCCACGUCCACUUCGCCUCUAGUCUGUUCGGCCUUCCCCUGAAGACCGAGCGGAACCCGCAGGGCCUCUUCACCGAACAAGAGAUGUACAUGAUCCUCGCGACCAUCUUCUCGGCGCUUUUCUUCGACGUCGAUGCACCUCGUUCGUACGCCCUGAACAGCGCCGCGUCCGCAGUCUCCACGCAACUCGGCCAGGUGGUCGAGGCCAGCGUCAAAUCCGACACCAACAAUGGUCUCUUCGCCGGCAUCAUGGACAGCUUCCGCCCACAUGACAACGCCCUCCGCGAGUUUGGAACUGAGGCCAUCCGUCGUAUGAAGGACGCCGGCUCCAGCGCCUCGGAGAUCACCUGGUCUGCCAUCGUGCCGACGAUCGUCGGCCUAGUCCCCAGCCAGGGCCAGGUCUUCACCCAGAUCAUCGAGUUCUACACCGCGCCCGAGAACAAGAUCCACCUUGCUGAGAUCCACCGCUUCGCGAAGACCAACUCAGCUGAAUCAGACGAGAAGCUGUACCGCUACUGUCUGGAAGCUAUUCGUCUGAACGGCACUUUCGGCGCCUUCCGCGAGGCCAAGGAAGCUGUCACCGUCGAGGAAGACGGCAAGAUCUACACCAUUCAGCCUGGUCAGCAGGUCUUUGCCUCCUUCAACCAGGCUAACCACGACCCCAGCGUCUUCCCUGACCCCAACCAGGUCAAACUUGACCGUCCCCUUGACUCAUAUAUCAACCAUGGCCAGGGUCCCACCACUGGCUUUGGCGAGCAGAUCACCAAGAUCGCGCUCAUUGCUAUGUUGCGUGUUGUCGGUAGUUUGCAGGGUCUUCGCCGUGCUCCUGGUGCUCAAGGCCAGCUUAAGAAGAUCGCCCAGGAGGGUGGAUACUCCGUUUACCUCCGCGGUGACGGAACUUCUUACUUGCCCUUCCCUAUGUCGCUUAAGCUGCACUGGGAUGCUCCCUCCGAGCAGAAGAAGGCUGCGUCUUCUUAA